CCCGCAGUUGCUCCGUUGAGUUCGCGGUCGUUACACGUCGCACGUCGCGUUGAACGGACAAUCGCGACGAUAUACAUAUGCCUCCAGGCGACAUGUCGCCGCUGUUACCAGGAGAUGUGGCAAUCAACAAUGUUAAGCUUAUCAAAGAAAUCGAGCUCAGGCCGUGCCUGUACAACAAAUCGAUGAAAGAAUAUUCGAACUUGAUGUUGAAGAAGAAAAUGUGGGAUGAAGUUUGCAUGAACGUUCUUAUUAAACACUAUAGCAAAUGGAACAAAGUACAGAAACACAGGGCUGUACUGGCUCUACAGAAGCGAUGGAGCAACCUGAGGACGAGUUUCAUAAGAGACAUGAAGAAAAAACAUGAUCUUGGCAAUCAAGAGGACGUGCGCAAAUAUCGCUAUUUUAACCACAUGUACUUUUUACUUGGUACAGGCAUUUCUCCUGAAACGUAUGGCUUUGAGAAUAUACCGAAACCGUCUCCUGGCGAUUGGAACGAUGACGAUGAGGAAGACGGUGGACAAGAAGAGUGUGAAGAUGAAGCAGAGCAAGUUGAGUAUUUAGAGGAUGAAGAAUUUACUCAUAUAAAAACUGAACAUUCAAAUCAAGAAGACUCUGAUGAAGACUUCGAGCCCUCGCCGCAACCACCGACGCCGAGAAAAAGACAUAAGAAAAGAGAAAGUCAAGUUGUUUACGAGGAAGUCAUGUUAGAUCCUUUACAGUAUAUCAGAAACCAAAAAACUGAAGUACUAGAUCAGGAUGUGAAUUUCUGUAUGUCUUUAGCACCUAUGUUUAAGAGUAUGCCACAAAAUAAGAAAUUGAAAGUACAAAUUGAGAUUUUAAAAAUCUUCGAUAAGGUCGUCGACGGGGCGUUUUAGUAUUUUCACUUAUUAACAUUAGUAUAGGUCACGAUAAUUCAUAAGUCUCUUUGUUUGCUAAAUAAAAAAUAU
This is a messenger RNA of Hyposmocoma kahamanoa, 947 nucleotides long. RefSeq lists its product as uncharacterized. The record is from RefSeq and is a predicted model, not a curated record. Bases 78 to 875 code for a protein of 265 amino acids. Gene Ontology annotation, molecular function: DNA binding. Gene Ontology annotation, biological process: regulation of transcription by RNA polymerase II. Gene Ontology annotation, cellular component: transcription regulator complex; nucleus. The transcript has 2 exons. Lineage: Eukaryota; Metazoa; Arthropoda; Insecta; Lepidoptera; Cosmopterigidae.